Messenger RNA from Engraulis encrasicolus (European anchovy), 1408 nucleotides. Its product is annotated as glutamine synthetase-like. Gene Ontology annotation, cellular component: cytoplasm. NCBI's taxonomy places the organism in Eukaryota, Metazoa, Chordata, Actinopteri, Clupeiformes, Engraulidae. Bases 250 to 1377 code for a protein of 375 amino acids. Gene Ontology annotation, molecular function: glutamine synthetase activity. The transcript has 8 exons. The record is from RefSeq and is a predicted model, not a curated record.
AAUCUCCCUAGCAGCCAUGGCCUUCCAGGGAUAGUGUUAACAGGCUGCCAUCAACCAACUGGGGACUGCAGGAUGAAGAGUAGUCUUGUCCUCAGCAGGGGAACAUUGUGAGGGGCGGAAACUCACCACCUGCUUUCAAGCACUUCAGUUGAGAGUUGUGAUAUCCAACAACCUACAGUUUCAGCUGCAAGCCUCUGCUGGCUGCUCCUGCUCCUGUUCCCCUGACUACUCUGCCUCUGCUGGUCAGCCAUGUCUGUAUCAGAAAGCUCUCUGCUGUCCAAGACCCUUCGUCGACACUACCUCUGUCUGCCACAAGGCCAGAAGUGUCAGGCGACGUAUGUUUGGAUUGAUGGGUCAGGGGAGGCGCUGCGCAACAAGACCCGAACCCUGGAGGAAGAGCCCAAGAGUGUCACGGACAUCCCUGAGUGGAAUUUCGAUGGCUCCAGUACCUGUCAGGCCGAGGGUUCUAACAGUGAUAUGUUCCUCAUCCCCGUUCACAUGUUUCGAGACCCAUUCACUCUCGAUCCCAACAAACUUGUCCUUUGUGAAGUUCUCAAGUAUAAUCGGAAACCAGCAGAUACCAAUCACCGCCACAGAUGCCGUCAGGUGAUGGAGGAGGUAGAGGACCAACAUCCCUGGUUUGGCAUGGAGCAGGAGUACACUCUGCUAGGGAUGGACGGACACCCAUACGGCUGGCCCAAAAAUGGCUUCCCGGGGCCCCAGGGGCCAUACUACUGUGGAGUGGGAGCUGACUGUGCGUAUGGGAGGGAUAUUGUGGAAUGUCACUACAAGGCCUGCCUCUAUGCUGGAAUCAAAAUUUGUGGCACCAAUGCUGAAGUCAUGCCAUCGCAGUGGGAGUUCCAGGUGGGCCCGUGUGAGGGAAUAGAGAUGGGGGAUCACCUGUGGAUGGCUCGAUUCCUGCUGCAGCGUGUAUGUGAGGACUUUGGGGUAGUGGCGUCGCUAGACCCCAAACCCAUGAAAGGGAACUGGAAUGGUGCCGGAUGCCACACCAACUUCAGUACACAGGCGACGAGAGCGGAUGGGGGAAUAUUACAUAUCGAGAGAGCCAUUGAUAAGCUUAGCACCAAACAUCAAGAACACAUCAAGGUGUACGAUCCUCGUGGCGGAUUAGACAACAAGAGACGCCUCACAGGCCAGCACGAGACCUCCAGCCUGGAGAAGUUUUCCUUUGGGGUGGCUAAUCGAGGAGCGAGCAUCCGCAUCCCUCGCCAAGUCGGGCAGGACAAACGGGGCUACUUGGAAGACCGCCGACCCUCUGCAAACUGCGACCCGUAUGCAGUCACCGGCGCUAUCGCUCGCACCUGUCUUCUGCUAGCGGCGGAAGAUGAGGAAGAGCUCGAGGAAGGGAUGAACUGAAGGCAAACAAAUAAACAAAAUAAAACAAUAA